Messenger RNA from Anneissia japonica, 1267 nucleotides. Its product is annotated as dehydrogenase/reductase SDR family member 4-like. Bases 58 to 930 code for a protein of 290 amino acids. The transcript is spliced from 9 exons. Lineage: Eukaryota; Metazoa; Echinodermata; Crinoidea; Comatulida; Comatulidae. The record is from RefSeq and is a predicted model, not a curated record. Gene Ontology annotation, molecular function: carbonyl reductase (NADPH) activity.
AAAUUGUGAGUGGUCACGCUGCACUCAGCUUGAUUGAUAAACAAAACAAACUUCAGCAUGACGAUGGUCGGGCGUCGUGCCCUUAUCUUUUUACAGGAUUUAGCACGAUCCCAAAAAGGUGCUGGUAUAAUCGGUGCAAGGUGUACUUCAACAAUGGCUUCAGUGCCCAAAGCAAGAAGACUGGAAGGGAAAGUAGCAAUUGUCACUGCUUCAUCGGACGGAAUUGGCUUUGCAAUAGCAAGACGCCUUGGUCAAGAAGGCGCUCAUGUUGUUGUCAGCAGCAGAAAAGAAAAUAAUGUAGACAGAGCUGUGAAUCAACUCAAAUCCGAGGACAUAAAGGUUUCAGGGAUGGUGUGCCAUGUAGCGAAAGCCGACCAUAGACAACGCCUUAUCAAUAAGACUGUGGAAGACUAUGGUGGAAUUGAUAUUUUUGUUUCUAACGCUGCAGUUAAUCCUGUGUUUGGACCAAUUCUAGAUACCUCUGAAGCAGCAUGGGAGAAGAUAUUUGAUGUUAAUGUAAAGGCAACGUUUCUAAUGAUUAAGGAUGCUGUUCCACACAUGGAGAAAAGAGGCGGUGGUUCUGUAGUCAUAGUUUCAUCCAUUGGUGGUUAUGUUCCUUUUGAGUAUCUUGGACCUUAUUCAGUGAGCAAAACUGCUCUGUUUGGCUUAACCAAGGCGUUAGCCCCACAAUGUGCUGGUAUGGGAAUACGGGUCAACGCCCUUGCUCCUGGAGUCAUUAAAACAAAAUUCAGUGAAGCGCUAUGGAAGAAUGAGGCAGCUUCGGAACAGUUUCUUAGCAUGAUACCAAUGAAAAGGAUUGGUUUACCAGAGGAAUGUGCAGGGACAGUUGCAUUCUUAUGUUCUGAUGAUGGUUCAUAUAUGACAGGAGAAACAUUGGUUAUAGCAGGAGGAAUGUCAGCUAGACUAUAAAAAGAACUUAUUUUUUUUUUAGUUCCAUCAGGGUCAUUACAUUUUUAAUAAUUUAUAUAAUAAAGAAAAUUAGGAUCUGUGUUCUGAUUACUGAAAUUUUGAAAAAUUAAUUAAUGUUAAUUACUGCCUGAAAUAUAGGGGAAGUUGUGUUUAUGAUUAAGACAAUUCAGUAUUAAGUGAAGUUUUCAGGAAAAAUGCAGGCCUUUAGUGUGGUAAUUUAUUUUAACAUUUAAACAAUGGAAAUUUCAAAUUGUUAUGAGUAUAAUGCUCAGAUAUUUAAGAUACUGGUUAUGAAGAAAAAAAAAUAAAGAGAUUGAUUACACCCCUGAAAAUUGUA